This is a messenger RNA of Monodelphis domestica (gray short-tailed opossum), 5174 nucleotides long. It is a transcript of the gene PIK3CB, whose product is annotated as phosphatidylinositol-4,5-bisphosphate 3-kinase catalytic subunit beta. Gene Ontology annotation, cellular component: phosphatidylinositol 3-kinase complex; cytoplasm; plasma membrane. Gene Ontology annotation, molecular function: 1-phosphatidylinositol-3-kinase activity; 1-phosphatidylinositol-4-phosphate 3-kinase activity. NCBI's taxonomy places the organism in Eukaryota, Metazoa, Chordata, Mammalia, Didelphimorphia, Didelphidae. Gene Ontology annotation, biological process: cell migration; phosphatidylinositol 3-kinase/protein kinase B signal transduction; phosphatidylinositol-mediated signaling. The record is from RefSeq and is a predicted model, not a curated record.
CGCGCGUGCGCGUCCGUGGGUGCCGCGGCGGCGGCGCUGGAAAUGGCAGUUGCCGGGCGGCUGGCGUAGCGCGCGGCUGCUCCUGGCGCUGGGGGGUGGCUCUGGCCCGGGACGGGAUGGGGGCGCGAGAGCUCGGGGGCUGCGGCGGCUGCUGCUGCUGAGCGCUCGGGGCAGACGAGGUUGAACAUGCUGUUUCUUCAGUUGAUUCCUGUAUUGCAUGAUUUCUAGUCCCCUUCCUGGUCACCCUCUGCUGUGUACAAUAAAGCUUGGUGAAGGGAAGAUGGGCCAGUUAAAUUUGAGUGUAUUUGAUCAUCUUCAAAAUCUGAGGAAGCCAUCAGUAAAAGCACAGAAUUUUUUUUGAAUGUAUAAAUAAAAUUUGGCUAUGAUCCUAAAAAGCUGAAAUGGGGGCUAUCUUUCUUCAGUACCCUUUCUUGGGACUGAAGGUGCUUUGGCCUAUUCACAGCCCAGGCUAUUAUGAUUUUUCUGCCAUUUCUUUGCUUCCUAACUCCAGGGCCCCUUGGUUAUGAAUGUGCUUCAGUUUUAUAAUGCCUCCUGCUAUGGCAGACAUCCUUGACAUUUGGGCUGUGGAUUCUCAGAUAGCAUCAGAUGGCUCCAUUCCAGUGGAUUUCCUAUUGCCCACGGGGAUCUAUAUCCAAUUGGAAGUACCUCGGGAGGCCACUAUUUCUCAUAUUAAACAGAUGCUAUGGAAGCAAGCUCACAGCUACCCAAUGUUUAAUCUUCUUAUGGAAAUUGACUCUUACAUGUUUGCAUGUGUGAACCAAACUGCAGUUUAUGAGGAGCUCGAAGAUGAAACAAGAAGACUCUGUGAUGUCAGACCUUUUCUUCCAGUUCUCAAAGUGGUGACAAGAAAUUGUGACCCAGGGGAAAAAUUAGACUCCAAAAUUGGAGUUCUUAUAGGAAAAGGUCUUCAUGAGUUUGAUGCCCUGGAAGAUCCUGAGGUGAUGGAGUUCCGAAGUAAAAUGCGCCAAUUCAGUGAAGAAAAGAUCCAAUCCCUUAUAGGAUUGUCUUGGAUGGAUUGGUUAAAGCAUACUUAUCCACCAGAACAAGAACCUUCCAUUCCUGAAAAUUUGGAAGAUAAACUUUAUGGUGGAAAUCUUGUGGUAGCUGUGCAUUUUGAAAAUUGCCAGGAUGUAUUUAGUUUCCAAGUAUCUCCUAAUAUGAAUCCCAUCAAGCUAAAUGAGUUGGCAAUCCGAAAACGGUUGACUAUCCAUGGGAAGGAAGAUGAAGUUGAUCCCUAUGACUAUGUGCUACAAGUCAGUGGGAGACUAGAAUAUGUGUUUGGUGAUCACCCACUAAUUCAGUUCCAAUAUAUUCGGAACUGUGUCAUGAAUAGGACUCUUCCCAAACUCACUCUUGUUGAAUGUUGCAAUAUAAAGAAGAUGUGUGAACAGGAAAUGAUUGCCAUAGAAGCUGCCAUAAAUCGAAAUUCAUCCAACCUUCCUCUUCCACUGCCACCAAAAAAAACACGAAUAAUUUCUAAUGUUUGGGAAAAUACACAACCAUUUCAAAUUGUAUUGGUUAAGGGGACUAAAUUGAACACAGAAGAAACUGUCAAAGUUCAUGUCAGGGCUGGACUUUUUCAUGGAACCGAACUUCUUUGUAAACCAGUUGUAAGCUCAGAGAUAUCUGGGAGAAAUGACCACGUUUGGAGUGAACCAUUGGAAUUCGAUAUUAACAUCUGUGACUUACCACGAAUGGCUCGGUUAUGUUUUGCAGUUUAUGCUGUGGAUAAAGUGAAAACAAAAAAGUCAACUAAGGCAAUUAAUCCCUCCAAAUAUCAGACUAUCAGAAAAGCUGGAAAAGUGCACUAUCCUGUAGCAUGGGUAAAUACCAUGGUAUUUGACUUUAAAGGACAGCUGAAAAGUGGAGACAUUAUACUGCACAGCUGGUCAUCAUUUCCUGAUGAACUUGAAGAAAUGUUAAAUCCAAUGGGAACUGUUCAAACAAAUCCAUAUACUGAAAAUGCAACAGCUUUACAUAUUAAAUUCCCUGAGAAUAAAAAACAACCUUAUUAUUACCCUCCCUUUGAUAAGAUUAUUGAAAAGGCAGCUGAGAUUGCAAGUAGUGACAGUGGUAAUGUAUCAAGUCGAGGUGGAAAAAAAUUUCAUGUUGUGCUUAAAGAAAUCAUGGAGAGAGAUCCCUUAUCUCAACUGUGUGAAAAUGAAAUGGAUCUUAUUUGGACUUUGCGACAAGACUGUAGAGAAAAUUUUCCACAGUCUUUGCCAAAAUUGCUGCUGUCUGUCAAAUGGAAUAAACUUGAAGAUGUUGCUCAGCUACAGGCUCUUCUUCAAAUAUGGCCUAAAUUGCCUCCUAGAGAAGCAUUGGAAUUAUUAGACUUUAAUUAUCCAGACCAGUAUGUAAGAGAGUAUGCUGUGGGAUGCUUGAAACAAAUGAGUGAUGAAGAACUGUCUCAGUAUCUUUUACAACUGGUACAAGUUUUGAAAUAUGAACCUUUUCUUGAUUGUGCACUGUCUAGAUUCCUGUUAGACAGAGCACUUGCUAAUAGGAGGAUAGGGCAAUUUCUAUUUUGGCAUCUUAGGUCAGAGGUGCACAUUCCUGCCUUUUCAGUGCAAUUUGGUGUAAUACUUGAAGCUUACUGUCGGGGAAGUGUGGGCUAUAUGAAAGUGCUUUCUAAACAGGUAGAAGCUCUUAAUAAGCUGAAGACCUUAAAUAGUUUAAUAAAACUGAAUGCAAUGAAGUUAAACAAAGCAAAAGGAAGAGAGGCAAUGCACACGUGCUUAAAACAAAAUGCUUACCGAGAAGCCCUUUCUGAUCUUCAGUCACCUUUGAAUCCUUGUGUCAUACUUUCAGAACUUUAUGUUGAGAAAUGCAAAUACAUGGAUUCUAAGAUGAAGCCUCUGAGAAUCGUGUACAACAAUAAGGUAUUUGGAGGAGAUCCAGUGGGGGUCAUUUUCAAAAAUGGGGAUGAUCUACGACAAGAUAUGUUAACACUCCAGAUGUUGCGUUUGAUGGAUUUACUUUGGAAAGAAGCAGGUUUGGAUCUCCGAAUGCUGCCAUAUGGUUGUUUAGCAACAGGAGACCGCUCUGGCCUGAUUGAAGUUGUUAGCACCUCUGAAACAAUUGCCGAUAUUCAGCUAAAUAGUAGUAAUGUUGCUGCUACAGCCGCCUUCAAUAAAGAUGCUCUUCUAAACUGGCUUAAAGAAUACAAUUCCGGCGAUGACUUAGAUCGCGCCAUUGAAGAGUUCACUCUCUCCUGUGCUGGCUACUGUGUAGCUUCUUAUGUCUUAGGAAUUGGUGAUAGACAUAGUGACAAUAUCAUGGUCAGGAAGACUGGACAGCUCUUCCACAUCGAUUUUGGGCAUAUUCUUGGAAACUUCAAGUCUAAAUUUGGCAUUAAACGGGAACGAGUGCCUUUCAUUCUUACCUAUGAUUUCAUUCAUGUCAUUCAGCAAGGAAAAACAGGAAACACAGAGAAGUUUGGCCGGUUCCGUCAGUGUUGUGAAGAUGCUUAUCUGAUUUUACGAAGACACGGGAAUCUCUUUAUCACUCUGUUUGCCCUGAUGUUGACUGCAGGGCUUCCUGAGCUCACCUCCGUGAAAGAUAUACAGUAUCUUAAGGACUCUUUGGCCUUAGGGAAGAGUGAUGAAGAAGCACUAAAACAAUUUAAGCAGAAAUUUGAUGAGGCACUCAGGGAAAGUUGGACUACUAAAGUAAACUGGAUGGCGCACACCAUGAGAAAAGAUUACCGGUCUUAACAAGCGGCAGCUUUUUUCCCCCAUGUUUUUUGUUGUUCUUUUGCUGUUGUUACUGGUCUGGUCUGGUUUGUUUAGUUUGGCUUUCAUUUUGGAUUUGCACUAAACUGAACACUGCCCUGACAAUAAGUAUUACUUAAAAAGGGAAUAAAAUCCUGGAACACCAAGUUUCAAAGAGAGAAAAAAUACCCAACUUAACCUGAAUGAUCCUUGAUGAUUGAUUGCACUCUGCUUCUGACUGAUUGACAAAAACCCACCACAAAAUCUGCCAACAUCAUGGAUAAUCACUUCUUGCUGACUUUGCACGCAGAAAGCUACUAGAUGUAUUCUUCUUUUUAAAAAAGUUUGGUACUUUUAAGCAGUGAUGUAAAUAUUCAUUUUCUGUGUUGUGACAAAGUAUUCUAACUCAGCCAAGGACUUCACACACCCCAGUUAUGAGCCCAUGGCUGUUUUUACUUUCAGAAUGGAACUGUAAGAGAAGGGUGUCUUUUUUUGUAAACUAAAGACCAUGAUGUAUUUUUUUUUUAAAUCAAACCUGUGGAAACCCGUUGAUUUUUUUUUUCUUGUUAAUGUUUCUAUACCAUGAUAUCAUUCCAUCAGGACUUGCUGAAAAUCUAAAGGCGUGGCAACUAUGACAUGUUUGUGUGUAUAUGUAUGCUUCAUAUGUACACACAGAUAUAUGUAUAUAUGUGUGUGAGUGAGCAUGUGUGUGCGUGUGUGUGCGUAAGUAAAAUGUCAAACAGAUGUGUUUUAAGAUAUGUUUUCAAUUUCUUUAGCCUGGGUUAUUUUGUUUGUUUUUUUGUUUUGUUUUUGAAGUUUUGCCAAAAGCAGGGCUUUUCCCUCUAUGUCCUUUUCUGGUAACUAACUGCCUGAUCCAGUUCUUCCAGCCAUUUCCCUAAUGAAGCAUAUGUUGACACAAGAUUUAUGUACUGUAUGUAUAUGGAAGAGUGAACUAUAUGGGGAAUAAUACUUGAGCAAUUGUACCAAAAAAUAAAGGCAACAAAAGAUAAGGAAACUAUUUAUGAAAUAAAUUCCCAGCCUGAAAUUCAGUAUUUUUUUUAAAUGCCAGUGAAUAGUCUCAGAACUGUUCUUACUGUAUUUAUUAAAACUUCUAACAACAAGAUUUUUUGCAGAAUGUGUGUUCAGCUUUUAGUAGUUGUAUAAUAAAUUGGAUUUUUAAAAAAGUUAUUUGCUGAGGUACAAGAUUUUUAGGGUGCUAAGUGGAGAACAGUUAUUACAUGUGCAAUAGGAACUACUGGUUUUGAGUGUGUCAGAUGUGUUUUCCAGGAAGUACCGACAGAUCCACCUAAGCUGCUACCUGUUUUCCAAACAGUGUUGGUUGUUCCCAUUCCACGAUGAUAGAAUGGAAGGAAGAAAAUUAAACAGAUAUGUUUGCCCUUUGACUAAACAUUGAUUAAAAAUGGUUUUCUUUCAUUCAUA